This is a messenger RNA of Maniola jurtina (meadow brown), 4309 nucleotides long. RefSeq names its product apoptosis-stimulating of p53 protein 2 (gene ASPP). Bases 89 to 3994 code for a protein of 1301 amino acids. The transcript is spliced from 14 exons. The record is from RefSeq and is a predicted model, not a curated record. Gene Ontology annotation, biological process: regulation of apoptotic process. Gene Ontology annotation, cellular component: nucleus. Gene Ontology annotation, molecular function: p53 binding. Lineage: Eukaryota; Metazoa; Arthropoda; Insecta; Lepidoptera; Nymphalidae.
AAUCAUAAUUAAUCGUAUUUGUGAAGUUUUUACAUAACACCAAAAAUGUGAGUGAUAGUAGUAAUAAGCAAUCUGUGACUGAGUGAAAAUGCUAGCUUGUGUGUGUCAACCAACGGAGACAGCGUUAUUGUUUAAAGGAGGACCACCAGUCACUAUGGGACCACUCGGAUCUGGCGGUAAAAUGCGUCAAAACGCAAGUGAUGUUAUGAAAUCGAUUAGUAUAUUUCCAAGUUCUGAGCACAAAAUAAACGAAGAAACCAAAGAGGACUCGCCUUCAGUAACCCCUAUGCCUAUUUAUGUGGAUUCGUCAGGGAAUUUGUUAAAUUUAAGAAAGAUAGAACGAAAAGCGAAAUCAACGAAAAUUCUUGUGAACCCCGUCUGUACGGACAGUGUUAGCGACGAUAGCAACACGUCAAAGCCAGCUAGUACAAAAUGGAAUGGAAAGAAAAAAAGACUCAAAAUAGCGUUUGUAAAAAAUGAAAAUAAAGACGACUUUAAUUCAGAGCACAACGCAAUUAGCCGUGACGAGGCUAAAGAGGAUAAAAAGUCAAUAUCGUGUUUUAAAAUCAAAAGCCGGGAAGAUAAAUCACGUACUAACGAAGACAGAAACUCAGGCCGCGAGAACUGUACGAAUGAAAAUGCGAGUAAUUCAAUGAACUCAGAAAAACCCGAUCUCAUUAGACAUUCUAGAAAAAAUAGUAGAGAUACUUUAAUAGAUGAAGGCACAAUGACUGACGCAUCUCUACAGGCUGACCAGUUUCCCAGGAAGAUCGACACUGCCACCGUCGUUAAAGAGAGCGAGUUGGGGGAAGGGGUGGAGCUGACGCUGGGCGAACUGCGGGCGAUGGCGCUCCGACAGCAGCAGCAGAUCGACACCCAGCACCAGCUGCUGUGCGCCAAGGAGCAGCGGCUGCGGUACUUGAAGCAGCAGGAGGCAAGGCAACAUCAGGUUGCAGUAGAAGGCGAGCGGUUGCGGAGGCUACGCGAGAGGGUCGAAGCGCAAGAGCAGAAGUUGAGGAGGCUAAGAGCUUUAAGAGGGCAGCUUGAUAGGAACAAGCAGGCGAAUAUUGCUCUAACUAGUGACUUAGAGUCAAUACGAGCGCUAUUCAAUGAGAAGGAAAAGGAAUUGUCUGUGGCUGUGGCGAAGGUGGAAGAGCUGACGAGGCAGCUGGAAGAGUUGAGAAGAGGCAGAGUCCAGCCCGCGCCGCCUUCCGCUCACGAGCUUGAUAAGCUUAGAAGAGAACUUAUGUACCGGAAUAAGUUAAACGAACAGCAAAAUGGCAGACUAUCGGCGCAGAGAGCGGCCCUUGGUGCAAGGCAAGAGGAAAUGCGGAGCAUAGACCGAAGGGUGUCCGAGUUGCAGGCAAGGCUGCUGAGGAAACGGGCGCUCAACCGACAGCUUGCGGCCGCGCAUCGACAACCCCAACAAAGAACGAACAACCCAACGCCGAUGCAGCAGCUCCCCAACUACCCGGCCGGCAACAACGCAGCGAACAGCCAACCAAAGAACCAGCAGGCGAGAGGGAACGUAGCCGCGGUGGAACCGUACAACCAUGUUCCACACGCGCAGAGCCUUCAUAACACUAACUUCCAAGCCAUGAAGCAAAACGUUAUUCAAAACAACGUGCCAUUAAAACAGCUGACACAAAGUGACAAUAUUCAGAGUCAUCUAAUACAACAGGAAGCUCAUUUCUUGCAACAGAAACAGAUGAUGAAUCCCUUGUAUAACGGUAACUACCCUCACAUGCCAGCGAACGUACAAGAUAGUCAGUACCAAGGGCAAUAUACUAAUAAACAUGAGGGUAGCGCAUUUAGUCAUGUUCAACAAGGUAUUACGAACGCGUAUGACCAGAAACAAAUGUUUGAUCAUAUGAAUAAAUAUUCUGAGUAUCCGAAACAACCUCAAUACAGCCCAAAUAGUACAAGCAGUUCAAAUAGUAACCAAACUGGUAAAGAACAGAAAAUAAAUGAGCAAGAAUUUCCUCCAGAAUUUGCAGCAAGCAAAUCUGAUCCGAAAUAUCAAACUUUACCAUAUAACACUAAAUUCCCAAAUGCUAAUGGUAAACUAAAACAACCUGAAGUCAAUGGUAAAGCAACCGAGCAAGAUAGUAAGAAUCAAAAUGCAACGAACGUGAAUCACAUGACGGUACACUCGACGCCUCUCUCGGUUGUGAACAAAAGUUUGGCGACGCCCUUGAGUCAGAACGAAGCAACAUAUCAACAGGAACAUACAUAUCAGCUGCAAAAAUCAGACUCUUCUAGUAGAUGUAAUCAAGAGGGCAAGGAAAACCAUGCAUAUCCACAAAAUUCUAGAUUAAGUCACACCAGUAGUCAAAAUAAUGAUGGGUCUCGAAAUAGCGGAAAGACUCAACAGAGUAGUGCUAAAGGCAGCUCUCCAAGUUUACUAUCGAGUACAACAUCAACUAGCAGUUCUAUAGGAUUUGGGAAACCCGUAUCGAGUGUAGCACCUACAUCGGUUCAGGUCUCGAGUGGCAAACCAUCACCCAUAUAUCAGACAUCUUCAACAAAAAUUCAACCAGUUCAACCACAAACUGUCCAGACUCAAAGCAUAACCGUAUCAAAUCAUGUAACUAGUAACGUGGUUAAUUCCCAACCCCAGAUUGUUAGAAACACGGCGUCAGGGUUAUCUACAGGCACUUCGAGUUCAAACUUCAAUGGCCAGAAUGCAUCAUCACAAAGCAUCUUGCUAUCCCCACCACAAAGCGCCAGUACACCUUUAUCUACGCCAGAUGUUAGUGGAACAGACAAAUCACCUAAACCAGCAUUACCUCCUAAACCCACUAUCAAGACUCCACCGAGACAAUCAGUGAACCAUGAUGUUGGGUACAAUCAAACGACGGAGACAAUGAACGUGCCCACGGCAUCUAUGCCCGAUUCGUCAAAUGAUAGCGAAGCGCAAAAUCUGAAAGAAUUAAGCAAUGGUAACGAUAUGAUAAUCAAGGCUCGCCCAUUGACGAUUAGAAAACCUCCUAUAAGCGAACAACCAAAGCUUAGAAACGUGAAUAAUACAAAAAAUUCCAUAAACGUCAGCAUAAACCGACGUAUAGAAAUGCCACCAGCUUUCUUGUUCCCAGAGAUGGAUCACUUGAACCUCGAUUCAGCUCCAAGUGAAAUGCAAAAUGGCCAGAAAGAGAAAACGAAGGCAAAAGAUGAAGUUGAUAGGUCAUUGAAUAACAACAUAUCGUUAAAUUCCAAUGAGAAACAGGAGGACAGUAAAGAUGUUGUUUCUGAUAUGACAGAGCAAAUAAGUUCUGUAGAUUUGAACGGUCAGGAUUCUCAGAGAUCUGAGAAUGUUCUGAGGCGGUCAAAGAAAGGCAAUUUGAAGCAAGGAGGAAAGGCUCCGCUGGCGAGGCGAGUGAGCUUCGAUCCCCUCGCCUUGCUUUUAGACGCAAGUUUAGAGGGUGAAUUAGAGCUUGUGAAGAAGACAGCAACUCAGGUACAAAAUGCAAGCGCUGCCAAUGAUGAGGGUAUAACUGCUCUCCACAACGCCAUUUGCGCCGGGCACUUUGAAAUAGUCAAGUUUCUGGUAGAAUUAGGUUGCGACGUUAACGCACAAGAUUCAGAUGGUUGGACGCCACUGCAUUGCGCUGCGUCGUGCAACAAUCUUCCGAUGGUGCGAUUCCUUGUCGAUAAUGGCGCUUGCAUAUUUGCCACAACACUGUCAGAUCACGAAACAGCAGCAGAAAAAUGCGAGGAGGACGAGGAAGGUUUUGACGGAUGUUCCGAAUACCUCUAUAGUGUUCAAGAAAAACUCGGCAUUAUGAACAAUGGAUUAGUCUACGCCGUUUUCUCGUACACCGCCGCGCGAAGCGACGAGCUAUCGUUCGAGAUGGGCGCGAGACUACAAGUGCUGAGGAAGGGAGACGACAACGAGCGGGAGUGGUGGUGGUGCAGAGACGACUCGGGGAACGAGGGUUACGUGCCUAGGAACUUGCUGGGGUUAUAUCCAAGAGUAACCCCACAGCAAGAAUGAGAAAAACAACGGCUUAAAUUAUAAAUCUAUCAUAUUGUAAAUACAAUACUGGGUAAUUCUUAUUUUUUAUGUAUUUAUAUCACUGUAAUCUAAAAAUAGACUAUUGUAUACAAUUUUAAAAUAUUUAAAAUAUUUUGUAAAUAUUUAAAUACCUAAGCUAAUAAAGUUCAAAACGAAUGAGAUUAUAUUGUACAUUUUAUAAAUACCCCGAGUCAUCGUUGUAAUUAAUUGGUAAUGAAUUUGUAUUAUUCUUAGGGUUUCUGAAAAUAUUGUGAAAUAUUAUUAUAAAUUGACAAUACAAAAUAAUAUUACAAA